CUUGCCCCAGUUUCGUCAUCUGUCUUCGGAUACCGAUAAAUUUGCUCUCUUUUUCUCUUCUCUGUUUCUCUCCAGCUCUCAAACGGCCUUCUCUGGUUCCGGAGUGGAGAUAGGCAUGGAGACUUCGAAGAGCUCGGCUGGUUUUCUUCUUCUUCUCGGGGUGGUGAUCGGCUUGGUGUCUUCUUCGGAGGCUUAUGUUUUCUAUGUUGGUGGGAGAAAUGGCUGGGGGUUGAAGCCUACUGAGGACUAUGGUAGUUGGGCUGCGAGGAAUCGGUUCCAAGUUAAUGACACCCUCGUGUUUAAGUACGAGAAGGGGAACGACUCUGUUCUGGUGGUGAAGAAGGAGGACUAUGAUUCAUGUAACUUGACCAACCCAAUACAGAGACUCGAUGACGGCAACUCGGUGUUCAAAUUCGAUCGAUCGGGACCUUUCUACUUCAUCAGCGGGACCGGUGACCGGUGCCAGAAGGGGGAGAAGCUGAUGGUAGUAGUGCUGGCAGUCAGGAACAAGACGCCAACCCAACCGCCUACCUCGCCGGCGCCGUCUCUGUCUCCAUCCCCCACUCCUUCUCCUAAACCCCCGACGUCCUCCCCCGCUCCAUCUCCAUCAAUCCCUGUUCCUUCCCCUUCAACCCAACCGCCUACCUCGCCGGCGCCGUCUCUGCCUCCAUCCCCCACUCCUUCGCCAAAACCCCCGACGUCCUCCCCUGCUCCAUCUCCAUCAAUCCCUGUUCCUUCCCCUUCGUCAUCGCCUGUUCCAUCUCCGUCUUCUUCGACUUCCCCUUCUCCGAGCUCCCCUGGCUCUGGACCAGGGGCAGCACCGCCGCCUCCAGGGGCAACACCGGCGCCUUCUCCCUCGGAAAAUAGAUCCACCGCCUCCCCCUCCUCUGUUUUGAGUAAGGUUUCAUUUGGACUGGCGGCGCUGGUCCUCGGCUGUGCCUUCAUCAAUUGAUUCCGGGUUGAUGGAUGCUUGUGCUGUUCUUCCUCCGUUGGGUGUUGUGUUGAUACUAGAAUACAUACCUGUGGGUCAUCUAUUUCUUUGUUUCUCUUCGUCGUCGUCCAUGGAUGUUUUUAUCAUUGGUUGUUUCAAAAUAAACAGAUGGUGGGAUCUCAGUGCAAAUAUGUUGCAAAAUAAGCAGAUAGGUGCAGAUGUUUAUAAUCAUUGUCUAACAAUUUAUUUUUGUUUUCUUGAGGUAUUUCAUCAUUAAUCAUAUGCCUUUGUUCUUCCUCCCUAUUA
This is a messenger RNA of Phoenix dactylifera (date palm), 1237 nucleotides long. Its product is annotated as early nodulin-like protein 14. Gene Ontology annotation, cellular component: plasma membrane. Gene Ontology annotation, molecular function: electron transfer activity. Lineage: Eukaryota; Viridiplantae; Streptophyta; Magnoliopsida; Arecales; Arecaceae. The record is from RefSeq and is a predicted model, not a curated record.